This is a messenger RNA of Rhagoletis pomonella (apple maggot), 1061 nucleotides long. RefSeq names its product surfeit locus protein 6 homolog (gene Surf6). The transcript has 2 exons. Gene Ontology annotation, biological process: ribosomal large subunit biogenesis; ribosomal small subunit biogenesis. The record is from RefSeq and is a predicted model, not a curated record. Bases 121 to 1002 code for a protein of 293 amino acids. Gene Ontology annotation, molecular function: DNA binding; RNA binding. Gene Ontology annotation, cellular component: nucleolus. NCBI's taxonomy places the organism in Eukaryota, Metazoa, Arthropoda, Insecta, Diptera, Tephritidae.
UUUGACAAUUCAAUCUGCCGUUUUUUACCGAUGUUUUCGUUUGGUACGCACGUGUGGAAUAGAAACUUUUUGGAAAAUUUGUUCAAGUUUAAAUAAAGUAAUGGCAAUAAAUUAUCUAUAAUGACUGUACAACUAGAUAAACGCGGCUUGAUGUCGCUAAUGCGCACAGAGAAUGAACGCAUUAUGGAUAUGUUGCUGACCUACAACGUACCAGAUUCAAUAGAAGAUGUUCAAUAUGAUGAAUAUCUGCUCAAUAAUGACAAAUCUGCUGCAAAGGCCAAGCAUGCAUUGGGUGCCCGCAAAGCAACACCCAUCGAUGAGCUCCAGGAUCGUCUCAACAUAAUCAAAAACAAAAUGAAAGCUAAAAAACGUCCAGCGUCAGAACGUUCAAAAAAGAAGCGUGAAGCUAAGAAACUGAGAAAAAAUAAGGAAGUUAAGAAAAUAUUAGUUUCUGCAGCGAAAUCCAUCAAAAAUGAGCAACAGAAACUAUCUAAUGCGGGCAAUGAUGAAAAUGCGGAUAAAAAGGAUAUAAAGAAAUUAAUCCCAAAACCUGUCUUCAAUGAAGAAGGCAAAAUUGUUUUUUCCAAAUUUGACUUCGCAUCACAUCCAGGUGCUAAGGUGAAAAAGUCACAUCAGAACCCACGAGAGAUUUUGAAGAAAAUUAAGCAGACAGAUAAGAAAAUCAAUGAGUUAAAAGAAAAGGGCGAGGUCGAAAAGGCGGCAGAGAUCAAAAGCGAAAUUGCCUGGAAAAAAGCAUUUGAUAAGAUUGAGGGCAAAAAAGUAAAAGACGAUCCCAAAUUGCUGUACAAAGCCAUUAAAAAGCGGAAGACCGAGAAGAAGAAGUCCAAGAAGGAGUGGGUGGAGCGCAAGCAGAAGGUCGAGUCCGGCAUAGAGCAUAGGCAGAAGAAGCGACAAGAAAAUAUAAACAAGCGCAUUAAUGAUAAGAAGUCAACGAAACUGAAGAAGUUAUCCAAAAAAGGGCGGGUAAUACCUGGUUUUUAAUGGUUCUUAUUAAUGUAAUAAAAAAAAUUUAAAGAACAAGCAAUCUGACUUAAAAUGUA